Lodderomyces beijingensis is the source of this 660-nucleotide messenger RNA. The record is from the annotation of a GenBank genome assembly. NCBI's taxonomy places the organism in Eukaryota, Fungi, Ascomycota, Pichiomycetes, Serinales, Debaryomycetaceae.
AUGCAAUCCACGCUAUUAAAGCUAGCUUUCUUGUUGCUAGCAGUAUUCACCCAUCUAUCCGCGGCACUCCACAUGGACUUGCUAGCAUUUACCAACCCGGAACCAGUCUGCAUUCGUGACUUUGUGCAAGAGAACCAGAUGGUGGUUGUCAACAUCCACACCGACGGCCACAAGGAUGACGGACAGCGUCUCGAUGUCAAGAUCACCGAUUCCGUGGGUAACAACUAUGCCACGAGAAAAAACAUUGUAGGCAAGGUUCGCAUUGCAUUCACUUCGCACAACAAUGCUGCUGUUGAUAUCUGUUUCAGGAACUUUGAGUUGGCUGAUUGGAGGAAACACGGCUCGAGAAACUCGCCUGUUCGCGCAGUGGAGUUGGAGAUUGAAAGUGGCUCUGCUGCGAGAGAUUGGAAUGCGUUGCAAGCUAGCGAGAAGUUGAAACCUAACGAGAUCGAGUUGAAGAAGAUUGAGAGUUUAACUGGUGAAAUCGUGCAAGAGUUGCAGUAUUUGAAGGCCAGAGAGGAGAGAAUGAGAGAUACGAACGAGUCUACAAACGCGAGAGUUAAGUGGUUUAGUAUCAUUAUUGUCGUUUGUCUUGUUGGAUUGGGUGCUUGGCAGAUCCAAUACUUGAGACACUAUUUCAAAGUGAAACAUAUCAUAUAG